This is a messenger RNA of Pungitius pungitius (ninespine stickleback), 1509 nucleotides long. Its product is annotated as melanoregulin-like. The record is from RefSeq and is a predicted model, not a curated record. The transcript has 6 exons. Gene Ontology annotation, cellular component: melanosome. NCBI's taxonomy places the organism in Eukaryota, Metazoa, Chordata, Actinopteri, Perciformes, Gasterosteidae. Gene Ontology annotation, biological process: melanosome transport; melanocyte differentiation. The coding region runs from base 210 to 860 and encodes 216 amino acids.
UCAGGAGUUGGCUGAAUAAGUGUGCCAUUCAUCCCUGGGCUGCCCUGUGUGUGUGUGUGUGUGUGUGUGUGUGUGUGCUGUUUUUGUUGUCUCUGUUGGACUCACGUGGAUAAUGCACUCGACGGGCAGCUCUCAUUCGAGCCGGGCCGGGCGUGGGAGAAGGAAGGAAGGAAGGAAGGAAGGAAGGAAGGACCCGUGGAACGAGGUCAAUGGGAGCCAAGUUCACCAUCUGCUGCUAUCGGAGACACCACAGCGGGGAGAAGGAUGCUAUUCUGCGGAUGCGCACCAGCAGGCAGCCGGCGGCAUCCAGCGGGUCCAGCGACACGGAGGAGGAGAGCCUUUUCGGGCCUCGGCCCUGGAGGAGGCACACCGACGGCCCGCCGGACUCUCCCAGCAGCAGGAGAGGGUCGGACCGAGAGCUGCAGGCGUUCAUCAGCAUGAGGGACCAGGCCGACAAGGCCACCGAGGAGUGGGAGAAGCUGAACUACGACAUCCACUCGCUGCGCUGCGCCAGACGGGAGGUCAGAUCUCGAUGGAGGAAGAUCCUGCUGCAGCUCGGUUACCGGUGCGAGGCGGACGCCUUGCUGUGCGUGAGCCAGCGGAGGCGGCGGCUCAGUCGGGACCAGGACCGACCCAACAAAGCGGCCGAGCUGUUGGAACAGCUGCUGGACCGCACCUCUCUGUUUCCCCCGGAAACGGAGCACCAGAGCACAUACCUCUGCGUGAUGGACCGCCUGGUGUCACUGGACAGUGCGGAGGACUUUGUCAGACUGGCCACAGAAAAAUAUCCCCAGCAAAGUGGGCUGAGAGACAAUGACGGGGAAAAAGAAGACGUACGAGCGGGUAAAGACACAUUUUGAAAUUGUUCUGUGAAAGGAAAGCUUGUGUUUUUCUGCCAAACUCUAACAGUCAUUAAAUUCUAGAGGAAAAUGUCAUUCUAAUUCCAAAUUAAACCUUCUCUCUGAUUUAUCCUGUUGAUUGAACUAAUUUCAUAUGGUGUUUUGUUUAUUUGGACCAUUUAAUGGUCCAAAUAAACAAAACAUGCUGUACAAAGAUAACAUAUGUUUUAUCUUUUAUAGUAGACAUAUGACUCAUCUAGUAUUACUGUUGCACUUAUUAAUAAACAAUAACGUUUGUCCUUACUAUGUUUGGUUAGGUUUUGUAGAUAUGUGUUAAUAAUACUAAAAAAAUAUUAGGUCAGAAAAUGUUUUGGAAAAAAAAUCAAAAUAUUUCAAAAAUUGUUGAAAAUGUCAUCUGGGAAAAAAAAUGUCCUAAAUAUAUAUUAUGUAAAAACAGUAUUGUCAAUACGUUUUGUAAAAAGAAAUCAUGGAAAAAAAAUUAAUUAUUUUUUGUUUUUAAAAAGAUUCAAUAUAUUUUGUGUCAAAAACUGUUAUCUACUGUAUAUUAAAGCAGUACUUUCCCUGCAGUAUGACAGUUGGUAAAUGAAUUAUUUACUACAUGCUGCUUGAAUCCUUUUUGUUCACCUUGUCAAUAAAAACAUAUUCCUGC